AUGUCUCUUUCUUUGAACGCCUCCGAGGACAAACAAGUCCAACGCGCAUGGUGGAAGGAGGCCAGCGUCUACCAGAUCUACCCUUCCUCAUUCAAAGACUCGAAUGGAGAUGGUUUUGGUGACCUGGGCGGUGUCAUUGAGAAGCUGGACUACAUCAAAACACUAGGAGUGGACAUCGUCUGGCUUUGUCCCGUUUACCAAAGCCCUCAAGUCGACAUGGGCUAUGAUAUCUCAAGCUACAAGGAGAUCGACGCAAGAUAUGGCACGAUGAACGAUGUCGACGAACUGAUUGCUGGCUUACACGCCAGAGGUCUAAAGUUCUUGAUGGACUUAGUCGUCAACCAUACUUCCGACCAGCACGAAUGGUUCCAACAAUCCCUGUCUUCCAAGGACAACACCUAUCGCGACUGGUACAUCUGGCGAGAUCCCAAAUACGACAGCCAUGGUAACCGUCAACCCCCGAACAAUUGGAGCUCAUACUUUGGCGGCAGCGCUUGGGAGUACGAUACUACUUCGAACCAAUACUAUCUACACCUCUUCGACAAGACACAGCCUGAUCUCAAUUGGGAGUGUGAAGAGAUGCGCUCCGCCGUCUACGAGACCGUCCGCUGGUGGCUCGACAAAGGCGUCGAUGGUUUCAGACUCGACGUCAUCAAUCUCAUCAGCAAAGAUCAAUCCUUCCCGGACGCAACUGUCCUCGAUGCCAAUCAGCCAUACCACCACGGCUGCGAACACUACGCCAAUGGGCCUCGCAUCCACGAAUACCUACAAGAGCUAGGGGAAAUACUAGACUCCUACAACGCCUUCUCCGUCGGCGAAAUGCCAUGGGUAAGCGACCCAGAGGAGAUCUUGAAGGUAGUCGGCUACGACAGAAAGGAAUUGAACAUGAUUUUCAACUUCGACAUUGUAGACAUGGAUCACGGCCCUGCUGGAAAGUUCUCCCCCAAAGAUUGGCAAAUGUCCGAUCUCAAAAGCAUUGUUUCCAAAUGGCAAACCUUUAUGUAUGGGAAUGGCGGUUGGAAUGCGCUUUAUCUGGAAAACCACGAUCAACCCAGAACAGUAUCUCGCUGGGCAUCUGACAGCGCCGAGCACCGAACACUGGCAGCAAAGAUGUUCGCCACAUUCCUAGGACUGCAAAGUGGUACUGUGUUCCUGUAUCAAGGGCAAGAGCUAGGCAUGUCCAAUAUCCCCGAACAUUGGGAGAUGACCGAGUUCAGAGAUCUGGAAACGCUGAACCAUUGGGACGAACUUUGCGAGAUUCGACCAGAUGACAAGGAGCUACAAGUCAUCACCAAACAGCAAUAUCAUAUCAAAUCCCGCGAUAAUGCACGCACACCUAUGCAAUGGACUUCCGACAAACAUGCAGGUUUCAGCACAGGCGAUCCUUGGUUCCGCGUAAACGACACGUAUGACAUCUGUAAUGCAGCCUCUCAAGUCGGUGUCCCGGGCAGUCCUUUCGAGUACUGGAGAGCUAUACUCGCCCUUCGCAAGCAAAUGUUGGAUAUCUUCGUCUAUGGCGAUUUCAACAUCAUAGACGCCGAGCACGAGGAUAUCUUUGCUUACACAAGAACAUUCAAGGGGCAUACUGUACUCGUGGCGUGCAACUUCCGACAACAUGAUGUGGAUUGGAAGCUACCGACAGAGUUGAAGCUGGACGAACUCCUGAUCUCCAACUACAAAGGUGCGGAAAUGAAUGAAGGAAUUGUCAGGAUGAGAGCUUUCGAGGCCUUUGCGUAUAUUCAGAAGGAACACGCUUCUUUGUCUCGUCUCUAG
Messenger RNA from Aureobasidium pullulans EXF-150, 1773 nucleotides. RefSeq names its product glycoside hydrolase. Gene Ontology annotation, biological process: oligosaccharide catabolic process. Gene Ontology annotation, molecular function: alpha-amylase activity. The coding region runs from base 1 to 1773 and encodes 590 amino acids. The record is from RefSeq and is a predicted model, not a curated record. The transcript has a single exon. Lineage: Eukaryota; Fungi; Ascomycota; Dothideomycetes; Dothideales; Saccotheciaceae.